This is a messenger RNA of Epinephelus lanceolatus (giant grouper), 2405 nucleotides long. RefSeq names its product immunoglobulin-like domain-containing receptor 1. Gene Ontology annotation, cellular component: plasma membrane. The record is from RefSeq and is a predicted model, not a curated record. Gene Ontology annotation, molecular function: high-density lipoprotein particle receptor activity. NCBI's taxonomy places the organism in Eukaryota, Metazoa, Chordata, Actinopteri, Perciformes, Serranidae.
AUGGGAAACAUGAUCUUGAUGGCGCUGCUGCUGGCGCACCUGCCCACAGAGCUGCUGUCCAUCCAGGUGAUUGUUCCAGAGGCAGAGAGGAGGACCACUCUGUUUGCCUCUGUGAUCCUUCGCUGUGAUUACUCGACCUCAGCGAACCCUCAGGAUGUGCUGGUCACCUGGAGGUACAAGUCCUUCUGUAAAGACCCGGUGCUGGAGUACUACUCCACAGCCUUUCAGGCCGCUCUGCAGCUGGGUCAGGACCCCUCCAAUGACUGCCCGGACCGCCAGCGUACCGUCCGCACAGUGAUCCAGAAAAGAGGCAUUAAUGAGCCCAUACUGGGUGCCGACUACAGAAAUCGCAGAAUUACCAUUCAGAACAAGGCUGACCUUGUUAUCACUGAGGUGAUGUGGUGGGAUAACGGCGUGUAUUUCUGCACCAUUGACGCUGCCGGUGACACUACAGGAGACUCAGAUCGUGAAGUCAAGCUCAUCGUGUACCACUGGCUGACCGUCCUGUUGAUCAUCCUCGGUGCUCUCCUGCUCAUUAUGCUCUUCUGCAUAUGUUGCUGUCAGUGCUGCCCGCAGAAGUGCUGCUGCUACGUCCGCUGCCCGUGUUGUCCACAGACAUGCUGCUGCCCGGAGGAAGCUGUGAUGCAGCACAGGAUGAUGCGAGAGGCUCAGAAGGCUAUGGUUCCUUGGAUGCAUGGUCAACCCAUCUACGCUCCCAUUAGCUCUAACGCCUCUGCUCAGGGCGUUCCCAUACUGUACUCAGGCUCGUACUCCGACUACCCGACCAAACAAAACUUUGCCAUGGCUCCCAUGGAGCUGUCACCCAUGGCCUUCCAGCAACAGCCUCCUCCUCCUCCUCAACACCACAUGAACGGCAGUGCACGCGGCAGCUCUCAUGGCACCGGUCACGUGUUGGACUACCUGGAGAACCAGGUGAGGGGGCUGGAUGUGGGAGCACCUCAAAUGGCCUCACAUGCUCCACAAAAUAUGCUCCCAUUACAGCCUCAACUUCCGCCUCAGCCCACUCCUCAAGCAGUCCCCUACACCCCGGGGCCCCCGAGUAUGUUGUCAGCCCUGGAUGAGAUGGGGGUGAGAGGGGUGGAGAGGAGGGUGAUCACCCUGCCUCCUAUAAUCCAGCGUGUGCCCAGCUUUUCCUCACGCAGGGGGCCUGGAGGUGGAGACGGAGCCAGAGGUGGGCACAGGAUAUCCAGCCUGUCCAGCGGGAGUACAAACCACUCAGGAGGAGGAGGUCUCCCCCGCGAUAGCCGUGGCUACAGAGACGUCUCUCCUCCCAGACGGGGCAUUUUGCGUGAUUACAGCGAUGACUCCGAAUGGGAGAACAGGCGAGCAAGAGCACCACAUAGGGGUUCAAGGAAUGAGAGCGGAGGCUUGGCCGGGAGGAGGCGAGGUGAACCCAAGCCACGUGCUCAUAGCCGUGACGACCUGAUGGAGGAGCUCUACAGCAAAGCAGCUGGGAGGAAGAGGAGCUAUUCACCUCCUCCACGCCGCAGAGGAUCCUCGAGCUCAGACGAGGACAGCAGGAGGAGGAAAGGAGGUAAAGGGAAGGAUUGGCCCGAGAAGCCACCCAGCUACUCCUCCAUAGAGGAGCAGCCUGGACGCAGUAACGACAGGAGGAACUACCUUCGACUUUCAGACAGAAGCUCCCGUAGUGCGACCAGUGUAGUCAUCUAAAGCAUUUCUUUUUUUAUUUUUUCUCCUGAAUCGUGAAAAUGAAGACAAACAGGAGGCACCUUCAUCUGUUCAAUCAGCUACAAGCAUUUAGUCGUCGUCAUGUCAUUUGAUGGUAACUCCUGAAAUGUACUGUAUGGAUAUACUUUCACUGUGUAUGCACUGUUUGUAAUUGUAAAGAAAAAUUAGAUUUUUAUGAAUGAAGAAAAGCUGUUCAGCUGAAUAGAUAAUAUGCCGUGAUAUGAAGCCUGUGUGUGAUUCUUGUCCUAGCUGUAUUAAAUUGUGUAAUUUGUGUCUGGUGAUGGAUAUAACAGCUCUUUAGUUUGUCUUUGGUUUGGUUUUUCUUCUCUGUAGGUUCAUUGUAGUGAAGACAAUUUGUGUGAGAUGUACACAGUGUGUAUUUGCUUUUUUUAAAUAUAAUAUCUUAUUUUUGCAUAAUUUCUUAUACUAUUUAAGUGGGAUUUUUUUACCUUUCAUCCAUAAUAACAAUAGACAGCAAUAAAAAGAAUGUUCUGUGUCUGUCUUUUUAAGAAGGACAGAGUUAUUGGACUCACUGAACCUAUUGAAUGAACAACCAACAAAACACAUGCAAUUCUGAUUUUCAUUAAUGUUUGCUUUUUUAAAAAAAAAACAAAAAACAAACAAACAAAAAAAAAACCAAAUAGAGAUGUAUUGUGACAAUAUAUGUAUGUUUUAAAUAAAUUUUUUUAGAUACA